CACUCUUUAAAUUUAGAAUACAUUGUCAGAUUCACUUCAAUUGAAGCCAUCAAUAGCAAUACUAAUAACAAUAACAAUGGCUACACCACCCUCAUCCGUUACCGUUGUAGAGGUCCUCCACAAUGUCGCCCUUCCCGAGAAUCUGACCUUUCCUGCAGCGGAAUCUGUUACUGCCGUACACGUCGAGAACGUUCCAUUCCCUCCCGCCGUCAAGCCUCCCUCCUCCGCCAACACCCACUUCCUGGGCGGCGCCGGCGUCAGAGGCCUCCAAAUUCAAGACAAUUUCGUUAAAUUCACUGCCAUCGGAGUUUACCUCCAACACGACGCCCUUUCCUUCCUCGCCGAUAAGUGGACUGCCAAAUCCGCUCACGAGUUGACGGAAUCCGUCGAAUUCUUCAGAGAUAUCGUUACAGGUCCAUUUGAGAAAUUUGCUAGGGUGACUAUGAUCUUACCCUUGACGGGGCAGCAAUACGCGGACAAAGUGUCUGAAAAUUGUGUUGCCAUUUGGAAGUCUCUUGGGAUUUACACUGAUGCAGAAGCCAAAGCAAUGGAGCAAUUUGUUACUGCUUUCAAAGAUGAAACAUUCCCACCUGGCUCCUCUAUCCUUUUCACAGUCUUCCCCAAAGGAUCCCUAGCGAUAAGUUUCUCAAAAGAUGGAUCCAUUCCGGAAGUUGGGAGUACCAUUAUUGAGAAUAAAUUGCUUUCAGAGGCUGUGCUGGAGUCAAUGAUAGGUAAGCAUGGCGUUUCCCCUCAAGCAAAACAGAGUUUGGCCACCAGAUUAGCUGAGCUAUUCAAACCCAACACUGAUUCUAUCACCAAAUGAAGAUGAAAAUCCUUUACCACUUGUUCUCUUUUCGUGUGCUGCUACUAAAUAAUGGGGAAACUUCACGUCUUACUGUAAUUUUGUCAUAAUAUUGUUGUUAUUGUGGCUGUUUUAAGAACCCAACUCUGUAUUUGGUUUCUGUUUCGGAAGCAACUACCCCAGUACUUAUCUGUUUGAGGAUUUGUCCUAACCAAAAUCAAACACACUCCAUUAAGUAUCAACGAUGCAUGCUUGGUCAUUUUUAUGGGACUUGUUUUCAUUUUCA
This is a messenger RNA of Cajanus cajan (pigeon pea), 1088 nucleotides long. RefSeq names its product chalcone--flavanone isomerase. Gene Ontology annotation, biological process: flavonoid biosynthetic process. Gene Ontology annotation, molecular function: chalcone isomerase activity. The record is from RefSeq and is a predicted model, not a curated record. NCBI's taxonomy places the organism in Eukaryota, Viridiplantae, Streptophyta, Magnoliopsida, Fabales, Fabaceae.